AUGGCCGAUCGUGCCAGUGAGGACGAAGGCCUAGAAAACCUACGUUACAUCAUCAAUCACCUGUUCCUCCCUCUCAAGCUUCCCCAGUGUAAUGACCAAAGCGCGUCUAAGGUCACUGCUUUAGCAUCUCAAGCCUACCAAUGCGCCAGAUCUUUUAGCUCGGUUGUCAAGCAAGAACACCAGCAAGCCUGGAAGGGUAUCACUAGCAUGUUACAUGACCUGCACCAGUCGUGCUCCAUGGACCAUCUCUCUGCAAAAAGUGUCCUUCAACAACUACAAAGCAUGCGCGUAGGAGAUUCGCGCAUGUAUCUCAUUCGCCGCCAGAACGCAGCAGUGCUUAUCCGGCGCGAACAGAGCGAGGUCGUCGUUGAAUCGUAUGAAACAUCUCCAUCCACCGAGCCGGUCUUAGACGCCGUAGGCAAACUAAUCUGUUCUUUUCCGGGGCCCGCGGUAACUGUACCUCACCCUGUUUGUGACGAUGGCAAGUUUCUGGCAGAGCUGGCCAACUUCUUGCAGGCAAUGGACAUGGACGAGUUCUUGGAUGCGAUUCCACAAAUCACAAAGGCCGGAUCUCUCGUCCCUGAGCGGAGGGAUACUACAAACCCUCGCUAUAUCACCGAACUCUUGACAGGUAUCUUACUUGGUGUGGGCAAGCCUGCCAACGUUCCCCGUAUCAGCAAACGCAUUGGAGACGACGUGUUGUGGCUACAUGCGGAUCUCCCCUGGAGGCGAGCGCCCCUUUGGCUCGCUAUUCGGGUGGCCAUCCAAUCCACUUUUGCUAGACUCCCAGACGGACAAGCCACAUACAAAUCGUUCGUUUUAUUCUUGCUAGCAUCGACCCUUGAGGGUGCUCUUCGCGACCACAAAUCUAGCUUCUCGGAUGACAAUUUGUUCUGCAUGUCUGCGAAGAUAAGUCGCCGACUCUGGAAGCUCGGCGCGCAAGCUCCUCCGGCCCUCGCAGAGCUAACGUGCAAAGUCGCCAAGGCUACCAGAGGCGUUCUAGAAGCCCGUCAUAGCAAACUUGUCCCGGUCCCCCUCCCCGCACUCAAGGUGACUGAUGAAGACCUCACCCGCGACAGCCAUCUGUCCCUUCCAAAUAGUCGGGCUUAUAUCGAUCUUGCUCUGUCGCAAUCUGAAGAAGUAAACGCACCCGCUCCAUUCAGUCCUGACCACUGCACACGAAGGCGCCGCUUCGCAAGUUUCGUUGCUUGGUUGCCUUCACAGCUCUACACGUUGAACGACGAGGACAAACCCAUUGUCCUAGUUGAUUUCGAGCAGUCUGUCCAUCACUUCGCCGACGUUGAGGCAUGGCGGGCUGGCAUAGAGAACGCAGAUACUGCAGCUAACCAGCUGACGAGCUGCAUGAAAUCAUACUUCAACACUGCUAAUGUUCGCUACAAGGGCGAUCCGGAGGCCAUGUCAGUUAUGUAUCUUACGCUACUUCUCCUCUGGGUUGCCCUGGACCGUAUCGUUCUGAAGCAGAUUCCACUCUUGGGCGACUUUCGCCCAGAACUAGAGACUAAGACAUUUGAGCCCCUUCUCCUACGCACUGAGCGCGCGCGCAACUUACUCAAGGUUGCUCUAGCUCACAUUACCAAUCGCCAUUCCGAAGCAACUAGCGACUCCGUGCUCCAAGGAGAUUUGGGCGCGGAAUCGUUCCCAGUUCGCUACUUUGACAACUCGACGGCAUUGCAAGAUCUCAAACAGCGGAUUCGGAACGACGCCAAGGCUGAGAAGCAGAAGACACUGAUAGAACUGCAGCAGAAGACAGAGGAGUAUCGCAAUCUUCAGCGUCGAGCUCUCCGGUCGAGUCAUGACGAUCACGAGUACUUUCGAAACCGUCGCCUGCCCUGCUCGAAGUGCAACUUAGAGGAGCAGAUGCAGCGCAUGUCCAUCAGCAUAUAUGAGUGGCCACUGCCAUCGGACGACGAUCAGGCCAAGAGUGCCGUUUUCGAGAUCGCUUGUCCUCUUCCCUUCGCUGCAUGGCGCGACGCGACUUAUUUCCUGAUGUCCGACGUGCUCUCGCCUUCAGGGGUAUCUAUUAAGGGUGGAAGGUGGCACGGGGUUCUUGAUCCAGCCCACGAUUCUUCUUAUGAACCGCUCUGCAAGUAUGCAACCAACCCCUUGUCUGUUAGGCGCGUCACCAUGGGCUCGACAAUCAAGUCCUUUCUGCAGACCCACUACCAACACGGAUCUCUCCUGCUCAGUACCUCUCCUACGGCCGACAACGUCAUUGUGAAUAAUGGCCUACGGUUCCAUCUCUUUGAGACCCAUGGAGGUGAACAGACGUCGCAUUGUUUCGAUCACCCCGACAUCACCAACAGCUGCACCUAUACUGUUCCCCAAGGCUUCUAUUCAAAUCUGGCGUAUUCUCUCAAGGGCACUACCCAUUCUCCCAACGCUGUGAUUGCACGACAAUCCGAGUGUGACAAGGGACUGUCCAUUCACGAGUAUUGGGCAUACGGGAGUCUUCGGAGUGGGGCGCAGACUCAGUGGAUGAACAUCCUCCGGGCCCUCCGAGGACGGUCGCUCAACUUCCGCCAGGAAGAAGUAUAUCUUUUAGGUGUGCAAGCUGCACUUCAAGUCGGACCCCAUCUCCGGGACGAUGAUCAGACGUCUUACCCUUGGCAUAUCAUUUUGCAAGACGAGACGUUCUGUUUAUCGCUGAUUGGAGAGGCCAACUCCCUACUCGAGGAGAUACAGGAUAACUGGCUCGAGGUGUUCACCACAGGCCUUCUCGUGGAUGUACUCCUGAGAAUGAUUUCCUCGUCGAAGACCCAGUCCGUUUUACACGCGGCCUACGCAACUCUUCGGUGUGCUCGAGGCAUUGUAUUCACAUGGCUUGAGGAGCUUUGCCAGGCCCCAGAUCGCUUAGACAGCUUGGAGACGCAGUCACGCAUUCGCGAUAUCGCCGCCGUCUGUCUGACAACCUUUGACGCGGAGACUCGUCACAUUGCGUCUCUCCUAUCUCCAUCCCACCCCGAGGACUUGAAAAUCUACGUUCAGUCUUUUAUUGUCCUCCAUGACUACACGCCCGGGAAACUGGCCAACCUUCCAGGACAUUCUAAGCGACUGCUCGCCCGCGUCAGGCGCUCUGCGAUACUCUUGGAAUCCUACAUCUUCGAAAGAGUUAAUGCCAAUCGAGCAGGUUUAGACCAGGCUAUCCGGGCCGUUUGGAGAGGUUACCGUGCCAAUGUCGAGCAGCCGUGGGCGCGUUUACCCACCGCGAACUCACGUUGGAUUACGUGUACGACAGCACCCACAGCACAACAAGCGUCUCAGACCAUCCAUUAUAACCUUCUGAGCGGAUCAUUGCUUGUUGAUGGCCAGUCUCUUGGAAGGCUGCCUGCAUCCAUCACCGGGCAUGAUAUGUAUUCACAGCUGUUUGCUGAGCAAAUUUUGGAGGUUGUCCCCAGCGACCUUCCCGGCAUGAAGUAUGCGACUCGGGAGAUCGUGGAGGGUUAUCAGGUCUUCUUUGGUCUUCUUGGUGGCGAAGCUAGUAGCGAACCCUUGAUCAAGGCCAAGCAUGUUGACAAUGAUGCCAUACUUCAACUCAUUCCGUCUCCAAAGUUUCAAGGAGAUCUUCCAUUGCCCCUCGUCCAGAACCAUGUUCAUUGGCUAAAUCUCACCACACGCACGAUAGAAUUACGGCCCAGCUCUCGCAAGUGGGCUGGUCUUUAUGCCUCGGACUGGCGCAUAGAUUACGGCCCACAUUCAGCCCCCAUGAUGCGGCAAGCUGCGUCCGGCUCCCAUUUUUAUCUUGUUGAUCCGCUCAGCCCUACGUGCCGUGCGUUAUCCACGUACCUCCGCCCCAUCGAAUUACCGUCAUAUCAGAUCGUGUCGUGUACAAUGGGCUCAUCACCAACGUUGGAUGCCGAGUUAGCUAGGUCUGGCUUCCUGUUCUCACUCAACGCGCAGCAAGAGCUCCAAUCUCGAGAGUUGAGCGACUUCGUCAUUGAUACCAACCAAUCUACCGGGACAAUGAUCGGCCUUCAGAACCAGCUGGUCCUCGCGCCAAGAGGCAAGGCCCGCUCUGGAGGAGAAAUGCGUCGUGUUAUCAUUCCGAGGGGUACCAUAUCCUACGAAAUGUCAUCAGGCCAUACCGAAGUCACCAUCGGAAAUCCAGAAGACGUUGAGAGAGUCUCUUACGAUAUUUACAAAGUUGAAACGGACCUUGGUCGCCUCAAGUUCUCUGGUUCCGCAAGCCUGACAUCGUGCCUCUCCAAGGUGUACCUUCACGCAUUAACCGCCCUCUCCCUACCUGAUCAGCUGACUCAGCGCACGGGGACCGAGGAAGCAUUGCGAGAACUACGUUCCGCAUCAUGCCUCUCUUUCAGUGCUCUGGGUGCAGAGGAUGACAAGUUACUCCAGCAGAUUGCUGAGCUCACACCACGUCGGUGCUAUUACCCGACAAACAUGAAGCGAAUGCAAUCUGUUUAUUGGCGUCAUCUGUCCCCACUUUCCCAACAUGAAGGCUUCUUACAGGCAGUCAGCGCCAUCCGAGCGCAUGCAAGCCGUAUGGAAUCUCUCAGUGACUCCCCGCGUCCUCGCGACGCCAAAGAUACAGGGAGUGGUGAUGGACAUCUGCUUCGGCGAGCUAGCUUCCGCAGAAUGGCUUUCCAGCGGGACGGAUUUGCGAGCAUAAACCUUGAUAAGGGCAGUGCAGACGUUCUGUAUCUUUCUAUUGACCGCGUUCUCCGCGAUGAGACAAUCCAAAAGAUCUCCUCGACUUCUACCAUGGUGUCUGGCUGGUCCUUCAACGUGUCAGCACCACUACCAACAGAUUUACUUGAGUCGCUCAAACGCAUAUCGUCCGGAACGUCACUAGCGCCUCAGAAUCCGAGCCUCAAAUGCUUGAGCUAUAGUCGUACUUGGCUCGCUCCCCCGCACGAGACCUGGAUCACAGCCUUCGAGCUCUGCCGCAAAGGGCCCAACAAAUUCCAACUUUUGUUCACCUUGCCAUCGAUGGCAUACUGCCACCAUUACGAAAAUCGUCAAGAACUCUUAUCGGCACUGUAUUGCACGGCCAUGCUUGCUAGAAAUUUCCCAGUAUCUUCUAUCCCCACGCAAUCGUCACACACUCUCGAUGACGGAACUCAACUAGACCGGAAUCGCUUACAGAUGUUGAUCUCUCGUCACUAUCGCCCGAUUUUCAGUACCCCAGAGGCAUCUUGGGUACGGGACGGUACCGAGACCUACAAAGCUCUCAAACGCCGGAAGGAACGAUCCUACGCAGACAAAACGUCAAGGUUGAACACUGCUUUGCUCAAUGCGUUUGCCUCUCAGUGGAAUAGGAGUGAAUCACCGGGUCAGCCCGAGGGGAGCUUUUCUACCUAUAUUCUGAUGGACUCCCUGUUACCAGAGGUCCGAAAAUUGUUCAACAGCUGGCAGCGCAACCGCAGGCUCCGCGAGCACGCCAAUAACGUUCAAAACAAAUUGAGCCAAAUUCAGUGGGACGUACUCAUGAACGAACCGUGCUCCUUCACGACAGCGCCCAGAGUGAGAAACCCUGACGCGGCGAAUGGCAUAUCUUACGACGCUCUAUUUUCACGACGGGCUUGCCAACUCUCAUUACCGGCCGUUGCUCUUCCCCUUCGUUUCUCCGACGAACACCAGGUCACUAAGGCAGCAAGAGAUUCUAGUUUGAGGUUGCUUCUGACCAGGCUCCGACGUCUCUAUCGGGGUGCACCUUAUGAAACGUACGUCGAAGGCCUCGAAACUAGCAGAGUCGCUCUUGAGAAGCACGUCACGAGUCACUGGGACCCGGAUGAAGUAGAACUCAAACUCCUGGCUCAAGAGGACCUACAGCUAUGCCAGAAACAUUUCACUUCUUCAUAUCGCGCGCUCAUUCGGGCUUCAUCGCCAGCUACAUCAUCCGAGAAGGCGCUUUUCUACUCAGGCUUAUGGCCCAGCCUAUCUGUCACUUCGCUUCUUGGAAAUCUAGCCAUGGAGAAGUUUUCUUUACUUGGUGAUGAAUGGGCCGCAUCGCUGGAAAACUUUGCCAGGAUAACUAUAGCAUUCCAAACAAGUCGGCGUCGAGCUUUCAUGAUCGAGCACUGUCAGUACCAGGAUCUGAUUCGCGACUUGGACCAUACGAAACAAGGGAGUUACUUGAAGACAUGCCCUGAUUGGCUUCUCGUUCAGAUUGACGCAGAUUUCACGCUCAGGGAUGUUCAAUACCAGGUUGCGGACCAAAUGAUAUCGGAAGGUUCCGACCAGAGCAUCGCCCUCCAGCUCAACAUGGGCGAAGGGAAGUCGUCCGUCAUUGCCCCCCUCGUGGCUGCUUGGGUCGCGAACGGCAGCAAGCUGGCGCGGAUGAUUGUUCUCAAGCCUUUGGCUCCCCAAAUGGCUCAGACCAUGCAUGAUCGCCUCACGGGGCUCGCCAAUCGGCGACUUUAUCAUCUGCCCUUUUCUCGCGCUACCAAACUUGACACAGCUAUCUUGAAGGACAUCGAAGAUAUCUUACAUGAGUGCAUGGCAAAGGGUGGCGUUCUCAUCAUCCAACCCGAGCAGAUCCUAUCACUCAAGCUCCGCACUAUCGAGUGCCAGAUGUCUACAGAUUUGUCCUUAUGCGAAUCAAUGACUCGGAUCCAAACCUUCCUCUUCCAACAUGCCAGGGACAUGCUCGAUGAGAGCGACGAAAUUCUCCACGUGAGAUAUCAGCUCGUCUAUACAGCCGGAGACCAUCAACGGCUGCAAGGUCACCCGCAUCGAUGGACAACUACUCAAGAAGUUCUUCGGCUCACUCGCGAUCACCUGCGGCAGCUAUCGACCGAGCUCCCAUCCGCAUUCUCUGCUCAAGGCCUUGCCGGAGCCAAUGAACAUGAACAGGCUGCAUUCCCUCGACUACGAUUGCUCGAUAGCCCGCCGGAGGCUGCUGAAGAGCUACUGAGACGCAUUCUCGACGAUAUCAUGUGCGGUCGGUUGUCGACUUGUAACAUGGUCCACUUCCAUGAGACGGAAAGAAGCGUCUUGUUACGCUUCAUCUCCAAACCAAAGGUUUCCGAAAGGGAUGAGGAGUUUUUGCAAGAUAUGAGAGAGCGAGGAGCAGCCGACGACAUCUUCUGGAACUCGAUCCUGCUUCUCAGAGGACUCAUAGGUUUCGGGAUUCUUACAUUUGCACUGAAAGACAAGCGGUACCGAGUAGACUACGGCCUUGACUUACGGAGGUCUAUGCUGGCCGUUCCGUAUCGAGCGAAGGAUUCUCCUUCUCCCAAUGCCGAAUUUGGCCACCCCGACGUCGCCGUUCUUCUGACGUGCCUCAGUUACUACUUCACGGGCCUCUCAGAAACGCAACUUGAGGCCUGCGUACGUUUCCUUGGCAGCCUCGACAACCCCCAGUCCGUGUAUCAAGAUUGGACCUCCCUCAUUGAGCUUUCUGAACUUCCCCAAUCUCUUCGUUCAUUCAAGGGGCUAAAUUUCGAAUCCGCGGAGCAGCGAAAAGUUAUUUGCCGUGUCUUCGGUCACAACCAGGCCACUAUCGACUUCUAUCUGCGCACAGUCGUCUUCCCCCAGGAAGCAAAGGAGUUUGAGAGCCGACUGGCCUGCUCAGCCUGGGACAUAGUAGAGCGCAAAGUUAACAUUACCACCGGCUUCAGUGGGACCAAUGACUUCCGGCACCUCCUACCAACGUAUAUUGCACAAGAGGACCCUGACCACCAGCUCUCGACCAACGCUCGUGUCCUCAGCAAUAUGCUGCGCGAAGAAAAUGACCACUAUGAGACAUUCCCUUUCCCCAACGGUCUUCAGUUUGUAGAGAAGCUAUCCAAACAGACGCCUAGGAUUCGCAUGCUGCUUGACGUUGGCGCGCAGAUGCUGGACGUUCAAAAUCGGGACUUAGUUGAGCAUUGGCUUCGACAGGAGCGGGAGGAAGAUACCAUUGCAGCCGUCUAUGUCAAUGACAAGGAUGAACUCACUGUGUUAUAUCGAGACGGGCAUGUUGAGCCGCUUUCGAGGUCUCACGUCAACCAGCAUCUUGGGAAAUGUAUCAUCUACCUUGAUGACGCGCAUACGCGAGGAAUUGAUGUCAAGCUGCCGGCCGGUUUCAGAGCUGCCGUCACCCUAGGCCCACGGGUUACUAAGGAUCGACUGGCCCAAGGUUGCAUGCGCAUGCGUCGUUUGGGUGCUGGGCAUACCAUCUGCUUUUUCGCCCCUCCAGAAAUUGAAAGAGGAAUCCGACGCGUAAUGAAGCGGGGAUCUAAUCAAAUCUCAGCUAAGGACGUGUUACUCUGGGCCAUCGCGGAAACGUGCCAAGAGCUCAAGACAAGGGCGCUUCAAUGGGCUCAUCAGGGUGUUGAUCACCAUACCCGCUAUGAUGCGUGGGCUCGCUUCCUUGACACGGAGGAUCUCGAUCCGCCAUCGCUUGAUCAUCUUCGAGCGGCGUGGCUUCAGCGAGAGGCACGUACACUGGAGGAGAUGUAUGGGAUUCACGCAAAUGCGCCGACAGAUCCCCUCAAUGAAGCCGCAAACAUACCCGAGAUAUACCAUCGUUGCCUACAGCUAGGGUUGACGCCCUCUGCGGAACACGAAGUUAGACUGGACGAAGAACAAGAGAGAGAAGUCGCACAUGAGAUUGAGCGCGAAGAACAGGUCGAGCGCCCUCCUCCCAAGUCAGCCGCAGAACAUCGACUGCACUCUGAUGUAGUGUCUUUUAUUAAGACGGGUCGUCUGCGGUCGGGAUCAUCCGCGUUCGUCAAGGCUUUCUCAUUAUUCUCCGGCACUCCCGCUGAGUUUCCUGAUGGAUGGACGGGGAAGCUUUGGGCUACAAGAGACUUUGGGAUCACUGUCGUCUCAGAUGUUGCAGAGAAAGAUUUCUUCCGUCCCAUUCACUGGGUCCUCUCCAAUCUCAGCUCAGCAGCCAGUGAGGGAGGUACGAUUUUUGUCAUCCCUAGCUCUUUUGAAGUGAACGCGCUCCUGCCACGCAUCAUGAAGUCAAACAAGGUCCACCUACACGUCUUCACACCGCGACUUACGCAAGAGAUACAGCCCUGUGACGACCUCAGCCUUUUCAGCAUCCCGCACCUCCCACCAUCUAUCAUCGUUCCUCUCGCCCUCCGUCUUCAGCUCAUACUUAUUUCUGGUCAACUUUACCUCAAAAGCCACGAAGAAUAUAUAGAUCUAUGCAGGUUCCUUGGCGUGGUUGCAGAAGAUAUCGCGGAUCAACAAAUCAGAGCCUCCCCAGAUGGUUUCGUCCAACCUUCCCAACGUCCUGAAGGGGUUCGUGAUGAAACUCCAUUCGCCCACACACCAAUUGCAGCUCUCGCUGAGCUGAUGAACAUUCGCCGGAAAGGGAUGACUUUCGAUCAAACUCAUAUUGGAAAGAUUGUCAAUGCUAGACCGCUUUCUCGACAAGAUUUCCGUUAG
Coniophora puteana RWD-64-598 SS2 is the source of this 9363-nucleotide messenger RNA. RefSeq lists its product as uncharacterized. The transcript has 7 exons. The record is from RefSeq and is a predicted model, not a curated record. Bases 1 to 9363 code for a protein of 3120 amino acids. Lineage: Eukaryota; Fungi; Basidiomycota; Agaricomycetes; Boletales; Coniophoraceae.